Molecule: messenger RNA, 5941 nt
Organism: Eurypyga helias (sunbittern)
Lineage: Eukaryota; Metazoa; Chordata; Aves; Eurypygiformes; Eurypygidae
Gene: HIPK3
Product: homeodomain interacting protein kinase 3
Biological process (GO): peptidyl-threonine phosphorylation; peptidyl-serine phosphorylation
Cellular component (GO): nucleus; cytoplasm; PML body
Molecular function (GO): protein serine/threonine kinase activity; protein tyrosine kinase activity; ATP binding
Source: RefSeq, a predicted model, not a curated record
AUGGCCUCACAAGUCUUGGUCUAUCCACCAUAUGUUUAUCAAACCCAGUCAAGUGCCUUUUGUAGUGUGAAGAAACUCAAACUAGAACCAAGCAGUUGCGUGUACCACGAAAGAACCUACCCGCAAAUCUAUGUGAAUGGUAAAAACUUUGGAAUUUCUCCCCACAGGGUUAGUACGUACUUUCAGACUAAAAACCCAUUUGACAGACCUCGAGGACAGAACUUUUUGUUGCAGUCAAAUGCUGUUGCUUUAAAAAAUAUUGCAGGUGCUACAAAAGCGUUGGCGGCGCGGGCGCAGCAAGCUCAGUUAGAGGCACCUCGGAUUGGGACGCAAGGAAGCCGAUCAGAUAUCCUGGAAGGACCCCAGCGAUGUGGAUUGAAGCGUAAGAGUGAAGAGCUGGAUAAUCAAAACAGCACGAUGCAGAUUGUUGAUGAACUGUCCAUCCUGCCUGCAAUGUUGCAAACCAACGUAGGAAACACGGUGACGGUUGUGACAACGGCUGCAACUUCAAAACCGAGUGGUACGAGCGGAGAUGGAGAUUACCAGUUAGUACAGCAUGAGGUAUUGUGCUCUGUGAAAAACACUUACGAGGUUCUUGAUUUCCUUGGGCGAGGGACAUUUGGACAAGUAGUGAAGUGCUGGAAGAGGGGGACAAAUGAGAUUGUGGCAAUCAAAAUCUUGAAGAAUCAUCCUUCGUAUGCACGCCAAGGACAAAUAGAAGUGAGCAUAUUAGCGAGACUAAGUACUGAGAAUGCUGAUGAAUUUAACUUUGUGAGAGCCUAUGAAUGCUUCCAGCAUCGUAACCAUACUUGUCUGGUUUUUGAGAUGUUGGAACAGAAUUUAUACGAUUUCCUGAAACAAAACAAAUUCAGCCCUCUGCAACUGAAAGUAAUACGGCCGAUUCUGCAACAGGUGGCCACUGCACUGAAAAAACUAAAAAGUCUGGGUUUAAUCCAUGCUGACCUCAAACCAGAGAACAUUAUGUUGGUGGAUCCUGUUCGGCAGCCUUAUCGGGUUAAAGUAAUAGAUUUUGGGUCUGCCAGCCAUGUAUCAAAGACUAUUUGUUCAACCUAUUUACAAUCUCGGUAUUACAGAGCACCAGAGAUCAUACUGGGAUUGCCGUUUUGUGAAGCCAUAGACAUGUGGUCGUUAGGGUGUGUGAUUGCAGAGCUGUUUCUUGGAUGGCCACUGUACCCAGGAGCACUGGAAUAUGACCAGAUUCGUUACAUUUCACAGACUCAAGGUUUGCCAGGAGAGCAGUUGCUAAGCAUGGGAACGAAAACUGCAAGAUUUUUCUGUAGAGAAUCGGAUGCACCAUAUUCUAGUUGGAGAUUAAAGACAUUGGAAGAGCACGAGGCAGAGACGGGUAUGAAGUCUAAAGAGGCCCGAAAGUAUAUUUUCAACAGUUUGGAUGAUAUAGUGCACGUGAACAUGGUGAUGGAUUUGGAAGGAAGUGACCUGUUGGCAGAGAAGGCAGAUAGGAGGGAAUUUGUCAGUCUGCUGAAGAAAAUGUUGCUGAUCGAUGCUGAUUUAAGAAUCACUCCGGCCGAGACCCUCAACCAUUCUUUUGUUACCAUGAAGCACCUCCUCGAUUUUCCUCAUAGCAACCAAGUGAAGUCCUGUUUUCAUAUCAUGGAUAUUUGCAAGUGCAGAUCAAAUUCGUAUGACUUAAGUAAUCGCAAUAAAACGUCACUUAUGAGACCAGUUGCCUCAGGCAGCGCAGCUAAUCUGACUGCGAGCUUUACCAAAAUCGGUCCAGUAAGAAGUCAGGCAUUAACCGCAUCUGCCCAUUCAGUGUUGCACCAAGGGAUUCCACUGCAGGCAGGAACUGUCCCGUUUGGUUGCAGUGAUGUUUUCCAGCAGGCAUUGAUUAUAUGUCCUCCAGCUCUCCAAGGAAUUCCUACAAACCAUAGUAAACCCACCAGUUUCUCCCUGAGGGUGGAUAAUGCAGUUCCAUUGGUGACCCAAGCCCAUGCAAUUCAGCCACUACAGAUUCGAGCAGGAAUCCUUUCUCAGACGUGGUCGAAUCAGACCCAGCAAAUACUGGUUCCUGCAUGGCAGCAAGUAGGCCCCCCUGCCACAUCUCUGGCCUCUGAUCCUGUGGCCGGCCCACAGAGGCUUGGAGACUGGGGGAAGCUGAUUACCCAGGGCACCCAUUACAAUUCAGUGAUACCGCAGCCUCUUUUAACACAUCAGAUAACCUUGUCUGCCCCUCAGCCAAUUAGUGUGGGCAUCGCACACGUUGUCUGGCCUCAGCCUGCAGCUGCCAAGAGGAACAAACUGUGUCAGAACAGGAGCAAUGUGUUACAAAAUACCAAUAUCCAAAAUUCAGCCUUUAUAUCUCCAAAGAUACUUAACCUGAAGGCUGUAAAGAGAAUAAGUUGUAUAGAAGCACAGGACAAUCAUAACUCAGAAGGACAGGAAAGUAACUGUUGUGAAACAUCAGUCAGGCUGGACCCUGAUUCAUCUCUUUCAACCAAACAGCGCCAGGCUAUCUUCAUCGCCGGUUCCCCCAGCCCAGCGGUCAGCGUGAUCACCAUCAGCAGUGACACAGAUGAAGAUGACCUAGGACGAACGCAUUCACUGAGGGAGUGUAAAGGUAGCCUCGACUGUGAAGCGUGCCAGAACACCCUGAACAUUGACCGCGUGUGUUCUCUCAGCAGUCCUGAUAGCACCCUGAGUACUAGCUCCUCGGGACAGUCUAGUCCAUCUCCUUGCAAGAGAUCCAACAGUAUGUCAGAUGACGAACAGGAAAGUGGGUGUGAUACGGUGGAUGGUUCCCCAACUUCAGACUCUUCAGGACAUGACAGCCCAUUUGUAGAAAAUGGCUUUGUAGCCAAUACCAAUAAAAAUAAGGAAGCAAGAGCAUCGGUUAAUCCUGAAACCGAAUCAGCUGUUUGCACGGUAGUGGUACCACCAAUGAGGCUUGAAAACAGGUUACAUCUUGAUGAACAGAUGGUGAAUACAGAUGCUACGUGCCAGCCACUGAAAAAGGGUCGGCCUGUCCUGGGAAGAAUAAACCAGUCUUCUACUGCAGGAAACCGUCAGCAGAAGCUGACAUCAGCAUUCCAUCAGCAACAUGCAAACUACAGUCAGGUUCAGCACUUUGGAUCUGGGCCGCAGGAAUGGAAUGGAAACUAUGCUCAUCGGAGGCAGCAGGCUUACAUCCCAGCCAGCGUUGCCGGUCACGCUUUCUCCCUUCCACAGGGAAGUCCAAAUCACGCUACUGUGCACGCGCAUCUCUCCGGAAGUGCCCACCUUGGAGGACAGCCUGCUAUUCUUCCGUACCCGUCGUCGGCACCCCUUAGUACUGCUGCACCCGUUGCCCACCUCCUUGCCACGCCCUGUACCUCAAGACCCUUGUUACAACAUCCGACGUACAAUAUAUCUCAUCCCAGUGGUAUAGUUCACCAAGUUCCAGUUGGCAUAAAUCCCCGUCUCUUACCUUCCCCAACCAUUCAUCAGACUCAAUACAAACCAGUUUUCCCCCCACAUUCGUACAUUGCAGCAUCACCUGCUUACACAGGAUUUCCAUUGAGUCCAACAAAACUCAGCCAGUAUCCAUUUAUGUGAGAACUCAAAAGCAGUAUGUUGGGGAGGCUCAAUGAUACGGAAGUUUGAGUUAAGAAGAAACAUGGUAUUUAUUAGCCAUGGCACAACAGGAAAAUUAUUUUUUUGAAUCAUGUAGACUUGGGUGCAAUUUAAACAACUCUGAGCUUUAAAAAAACUCACUUUUAAUGUGUUUUGCACAUUUGGUAUAACUUGUCUUUGGUCAUGUUAUCUUCUUAUAUAGUAACUUUAGACAGGUGACUUACGGGGGCAGAAAUCUGGUUUUGCUCCUGCUAUUUUUUAUAAAAUUGCCUUCUAACUAGUGCAAGACACGUCUACAUUUGGGAAGCCAUUCAGUGUACAGAUCUAGAGCAACAGAUGCACAUGCGUCAGCAGUACAGUGUAGAAGUAACUUGUUUGUAUUGCGUAUCUUGGUGUUUAAAUGUUGAGUCACUUACCUAAAAGUUGAGCUGUUCUUCACAUUGCAUGUGUCUUUUGCAUGGGCAAAAAAGAAAAAAAGGAAAAGCCUAAACAUUGCUCUUAAAUGUUGUUGUCCUAAUAAUCUCAGCUGCAUUGUAAACUGUUCCCACACAUAGUGCCUUAAAUAUUUGAGGUUGUUAAUGUUAUUACUUAUAUAUAAAUGUUGAGGACUGCAGCACUUAAAAAUGCAGAUCUGCUGAUUUUUUGAUAGCGUAAUGCUCAUUUUGGGUUUUGUGUGGUAUGAUUUUAGUAUUGGGUGUGUUUUCCUUUCCGAGAAGGCAGCAUGUUUUGCUGCGGCUGAAUUUUGCUGUCUUCUUUUCCCCCAGAAUGAUCUAGCUUCAAGACAAGACUUUAGUAGUGCUUGAGAAAAGUUGAUUCAGUAGCUGUUGAGUAGUGACACACAGCACAGUACUUCAUACUGGUAAAUGGAACUGCAAUACAGCCUAAGUAGUUUAUUUUCAAAGUGUUUGUCUAAUUGGAGAUAAUAAAAUGUUUAGGGGUGCGGUAGGCAUGACUGACUAACUAAUGAAAGAAGAAGCCAAGUGCUCAUUGGUCCAUGAUGUGGUUUCAUCUUCGCUUGAUCAAACCAUGCAGUAUUUAAUAUAACUAGUAGCAGAAUAUUUACUAUUGAAGCUUGAAAAGAUGUGAGUUCUUUGUGUGCAAUCUUUCAUUUAUGCAUGGGAGAGAUUUUAGUCUUUUUACAUGAUAGUGUUUGUUUUAGCCUGUUGCGGGUGUUUGCUUAUUUAAUACAUUCCGUCAGGGACGUAAAUUACGUGCUUUCUGCAUUUUUUUUUUUCCUUAGGAAGCGUGUUUUUGUUUGGUUGGGGUUUUUUUAAUUUUUUCUUUUGUUCAAAUGAAGUUGCUUUUGCAGCACCAAAGACUUAAUCAUCCAUUUCCUAUAAAAGGUAGCUACUUUUUCAUAGACCUCAAGUAUACUGUAGUGUAGAGAUGGGAUUUACGGAAGGUAUUAAGCUGAGGCUGUGUUUUAGCUUAUGGGCAAGUAAUAAAUCGUAUCAUUUAUCUUGAAUGUAUCAUAGAUAAGCUGCUAUAUAAUGAUUGCCACUUCAGAUAGCUGUGAAAUUAGGUGAUUAACUAGUUCUUUCUUAGCCUUCUGAUUUUUGUACAAGUCUAAUUACAUGAAAUAGAAGCCGGGUUUUGGGUUUGGUUUUUUAUUUUAUUUUUUAUUUUGUUUUCAUGUUUGAAGUGUUGUAACUACUAUACUGUAAAUGAUGGAAGAUGAUUGCGUAUGUUUUUUUGGGGUGUGUUAUUUGCAUCAGUAUUUUAUCUCCAUUAACUUUGAGCUCAUCACUGCAUAUAAGUGGAUGUAUUGAUGUAACUUAAUUUUUUUAUGUUUUCAUAUUGGCAUUGUGUAGACACUUAAGAAGCUGCAUCUUGCAGGCUUGACUUAACUUUUUUUUAAAACAAAAUCUGGAAUACAAUCCUUGCAAUGUUGACUGGAAUAAGAGUGCAAAGCAUUUGAGUUUAACUCUGUCAAUAAGCUAAUAACUGGUAAUCCUUUAAUUUACUCCACUAACACAAGCAGUGUUUUAUUUAAUGAAUGUCUGAAUGAAAGAAAUAAAUGUGCCUACAUUUGAUUUAUUUUUAAGUAAUAACUAAAAUACUACAGUAUUAGAUCAUAAAAAAAUAAUAAAUAUACCAGCAGUACAUUUUUAAUCACACUGAAAAUUAAGAAACCUAACUUUUCCCGAAAGUUUCGGUGUUUUUAGUAAUCAACUCUAUGCAUUUUGUACAAGUGUGUGUAUAUAAAGUAUACAUUAGAACUAGGAGUAGCCUGAUGAAUCUGAAACCUUAUCAACGCAUAUGAUAAAGCCUAAAUAUAGGGAGUCAAGAAAAUGCUCAAAUUGGAUAUCCACCUUGCCACCUCAAACUCGUGCUAUAUGGUCCAGCCGUU